Cinclus cinclus is the source of this 526-nucleotide messenger RNA. RefSeq names its product insulin like 5 (gene INSL5). Lineage: Eukaryota; Metazoa; Chordata; Aves; Passeriformes; Cinclidae. Gene Ontology annotation, cellular component: extracellular region. The record is from RefSeq and is a predicted model, not a curated record. Bases 44 to 526 code for a protein of 160 amino acids. Gene Ontology annotation, molecular function: hormone activity. The transcript is spliced from 2 exons. Gene Ontology annotation, biological process: positive regulation of feeding behavior.
GAGCGGGCUGUUACUCAGUGGAGUGGAGAGACCGUCAGUAUAAAUGGGAAGGUUCCAGCAGAAUUCCCCACUCGAUCCCUUCAGCCCUGCCCGCACCCAGCUGGGAGCCCACGCUGGCAGCAUGAGGGGCACGGUGCUGGCACUGGGCUGCCUGCUUCUCCUGCUCCUGGCACGGGAAGGGAAAGGGGAAGGCAACAAGGUGAGGCUUUGUGGGAGAGAUUUCAUCAGAGCCGUGGUGUUCACCUGCGGCGGCUCACGCUGGAAAAGGCACCUCGGUGAGCACCAGGACCUGCGGGAGAGUGAAAACCCCCAGCAUUUCCUGCACCAGGGUGACCCUGACUUCUCAUCACACCCAGAGCUGAGGCUGGGGAUCCACAGCAAAGAGCCCCAGGACGUCAGACCUGAGCAAGACUUGCAAAACACCAGCAAAUUUCCUGUGCUAAACAAACGUGAGGCAGCUGAUCUGCUCGCCACAUCCUGCUGCAAUGUGGGCUGCAGCAGGAGAGAGAUCAGCUCCCUCUGCUGA